Chanos chanos (milkfish) is the source of this 2621-nucleotide messenger RNA. RefSeq names its product NADH:ubiquinone oxidoreductase core subunit S1 (gene ndufs1). The transcript is spliced from 19 exons. The record is from RefSeq and is a predicted model, not a curated record. Lineage: Eukaryota; Metazoa; Chordata; Actinopteri; Gonorynchiformes; Chanidae. Gene Ontology annotation, biological process: ATP synthesis coupled electron transport. Gene Ontology annotation, molecular function: NADH dehydrogenase (ubiquinone) activity; iron-sulfur cluster binding. The coding region runs from base 67 to 2268 and encodes 733 amino acids. Gene Ontology annotation, cellular component: membrane.
CCCGUCUUGACUGUGUGCACGACAGUACGCUGUUCUGGUCUAGAAGGCCAAAUAGCGACAAGCGUGAUGUUGCGUCUGCCAGCAGUUAGCCGAACCCUGGCUGGGGUGGCUCACUCCAAGGGUUGUCUGGCCGCCCCAAAUAACGUUCGUAUGUCUGUCCGGGCUUCAAGUAACCUGGUGGAGGUGUUUGUUGAUGGUAAGCCCAUAAUGGUGGAGCCUGGGACUACUGUAUUGCAGGCCUGUGAGAAGGUGGGCGUGCAGAUUCCCCGUUUCUGUUAUCACGAGCGUCUCUCUGUGGCAGGCAACUGCCGCAUGUGCCUGGUGGAGAUUGAAAAAGCGCCCAAGCCUGUGGCAGCCUGUGCUAUGCCUGUAAUGAAGGGCUGGAACAUUCUGACCAACUCUGAGAAAACACGUAAGGCCAGAGAGGGAGUGAUGGAGUUUCUUCUGGCCAAUCAUCCUCUAGACUGUCCAAUCUGUGACCAGGGAGGAGAGUGCGACUUGCAGGACCAGUCGAUGACGUUUGGCACCGACAGAAGUCGUUUCAUGGAGGGAAAGAGAGCAGUGGAAGACAAGAACAUUGGGCCGCUCAUCAAAACCAUCAUGACCAGGUGUAUCCAGUGCACACGCUGCGUACGAUUUGCCAGCGAGGUCGCGGGCGUGGAGGACCUGGGCACCACCGGCAGGGGCAACGACAUGCAGAUCGGCACGUACGUGGAGAAGAUGUUCAUGUCGGAGAUGUCCGGGAAUGUGAUCGACAUCUGUCCCGUGGGAGCGCUGACGUCCAAACCCUACGCCUUCACCGCACGACCCUGGGAGACCAGGAAGACAGAGACCAUUGACGUGCUGGAUGCCGUGGGCUCAAAUAUCGUGGUGAGCACCAGGGGUGGUGAGGUGAUGAGAAUCCUGCCCCGACUGAACGAAGACGUCAACGAGGAGUGGAUCUCCGACAAGACCAGAUUUGCGUAUGAUGGACUGAAGAGACAGCGGUUGACUCAGCCCAUGGUGAAGGACGAGUCUGGGCAGUUUGCGGUCACCUCUUGGGAAGACGCCCUCACCCGGGUGGCCGGAGCUCUUCAGGGAGCUCAGGGCUCUGAGAUUGGAGUCAUUGCUGGUGGGUUGGUGGAUGCAGAGUCCCUGGUGGCUCUGAAGGACCUGCUAAACAAACUGAACAGCGAUACACUCUGCACCGAGGAGGUCUUCCCCAUGUCAGGGGCCGGAACUGACCUGCGCUCCAACUACCUUUUGAACACCCGUAUCUCUGGCAUUGAAGAGUGUGACCUGCUGCUUCUCAUAGGGACAAACCCACGCUAUGAGGCCCCUCUUUUUAACGCUCGCAUUCGCAAGAGUUGGCUCCAUAAUGAGCUGCAGGUGGCAGUGGUAGGUUCCAACGUAGAUCUCAACUACUCCUUCAAUCACCUCGGAGACUCCACAGAGGUUCUGCAGCAGAUCGCUGCAGGAACACACCCGUACUGCAAGGAGCUGGCCCAGGCCAAGCGUCCCGUCGUGGUCGUAGGAAGCUCCACGCUCCAAAGGAAGGACGGCGCGGCCAUCCUGGCCGCCGUGUCCACCAUCGCCCAGAACGCUCGGGCCAGCAGCGGCGUGGAGGAGGGCUGGAAGGUGCUCAACAUCCUGCACAGGGUGGCCAGUCAGGUCGCAGCCUUGGACCUGGGCUACAAGCCUGGUGUGGAGGCCAUCCGAAAAUCUCCGCCCAAAGUGCUGUUCCUGCUGGGAGCGGAUGCUGGCUGCGUCACACGACAGGACCUGCCCAAAGACUGCUUCAUCAUCUACCAAGGUCACCAUGGCGACGUCGGUGCCCCGAUGGCUGAUGUGAUUCUGCCCGGAGCCGCCUACACAGAGAAAUGCGGCACCUAUGUGAACACGGAGGGCCGCGCCCAGCAGACCAGGGUGGCCGUCACCGCGCCAGGCUUGGCACGAGAGGACUGGAAGAUCAUCCGGGCUGUCUCUGAGCUGGCUGGAGUCACGCUGCCCUAUGACACACUGGACGAGGUGAGAGACAGACUGGCGGAGGUCGCCCCUAACCUCGUUCGCUAUGACGACGUGGAGGAAGCCAACUAUUUCAAACAGGCCAACGAACUCGCCAUGAGUGUGGAUCAGACCCUCCUGGCAGACCCUCUUGUUCCGCCUCAGAUCUCGGUCAAGGACUUUUAUAUGACAGAUUCCAUCAGCAGGGCCUCCCAGACAAUGGCCAAGUGUGUGAAGGCCGUCACAGAGGGAGCACAGGCGAUAGAGGAGCCUUCCAUCUGCUAAAAAAAAAACAAAAACCACACACACACCUGUCCUCUGUAAAACACUCACUCUUUUGUGAGAUAAACCAGUCCAUCAGUUAAACGCGCACACAAACGUCUUCGAAAGAGCCCAAAAAAACCUUAAACUCAAAGACAUCAUUUCUCUGUAGCGCAUGGUCCACAGCGCUCUACGGCCUGCGGAACUUAUAUGUAGUAGAACAGCUCUGCUCCAAUGUGUGGGGUUUUUUUUUUUUCAUGCUUAUAUUUAUCUAUGCUGAGAGCGUUGUAAAGAUGUCAUUCCUGUGUUCAGGUAUGGAAGAACAGCUUUGUUGUUGAGAAGCUUACCUUAUAAUGAAUAAAACCUUAACAUGUCAA